AUGGACGGCUGCGACCUGCUGGUGGCUGAGACGGCCGACGGCCUCUACGACCUGCGGGACAGCUUUGUCUUUGAUGAGAAGUCUGACCUCUUCAACCGCUGCGCCGACGACGGCAACCUGCCGGCCGCGCCUGCGCGCUUCCAGUGCAUCCCCUGGGCCGAGCUCGGCAGCGGAGACCUGCUGAGAAACAAGGACCCCUCCUCACGGGUCCUGAAAAUGUACUUUGUAGGCGUCGCCACGUUGGAGCCCCGCAGCAUGGACAUGACGUCGCUGUACAUGUUUGACGCCGCCAGCCGCGUGCUGUCGCGCGCCCCGGUGACGACGGUGCACGAGAACAUCGACACCCCCAUCCUGAGGAUCAGGCCGGAGGGUAUCACAAUCGAGGACGCCGCGCAGGCAACCCCUGUGUGGGCCAUCCUGGCCAAGGACUACUGGCAUGACCCGGUGCCAGAGCCCGACGAGCGCGGCUACGACCCCGCAAAGCACAGCCCCGAGGCGCUGGCCGCGCAAUUUGUGGCGCUUGGGGGCGAGCCGGCGGCCAAGGAGCAGGGGGCGGGCGCCGAGGGGGCGGGGGAGGGGGGCGUGAUGGAGGUUGCGACCGGGGAGGAGGGCGAGGGGCUGCCGGACGGGCUGGAGGAUGACUCGUAUGUCGAGGACAUGCCCGACGUGCCGGCCGUGGACAUGAUGUGA
Messenger RNA from Monoraphidium neglectum, 690 nucleotides. RefSeq lists its product as hypothetical. The coding region runs from base 1 to 690 and encodes 229 amino acids. Lineage: Eukaryota; Viridiplantae; Chlorophyta; Chlorophyceae; Sphaeropleales; Selenastraceae. The transcript is spliced from 5 exons. The record is from RefSeq and is a predicted model, not a curated record.